Molecule: messenger RNA, 2213 nt
Organism: Planococcus citri (citrus mealybug)
Lineage: Eukaryota; Metazoa; Arthropoda; Insecta; Hemiptera; Pseudococcidae
Product: small ribosomal subunit protein mS39
Exons: 13
Coding region: 126-2129 (667 amino acids)
Biological process (GO): mitochondrial translation
Cellular component (GO): mitochondrion
Molecular function (GO): protein binding; rRNA binding; ribosomal small subunit binding
Source: RefSeq, a predicted model, not a curated record
AUGUUAUCAUUUAUUUUUAUCAAAAUUGAAUUCGAAUCGAAAUUAUUUCUCAACUCCGGCGUGCUUAGUUUUAAACACCGGAUUGAAAUGAUUAUUUGAAUUAAUUGUGUAAUAUAAACCAGAAAAUGAAUAUUUUAAAACUACUCCAAAAUACGAGAUGCAGUUCCUGCUAUGUAAAUACCUUGAAUAAAAGUGUUAUUUCAAGACUCAACUAUUCCACUGCUGUUGCUGACGAUGAAGAAAUAAUUAUUCCUAAAAGAAUUCCACGAGGUCCUACAGAUAUCUUGAAGGCAUUAGCCAAUGUAACCAAAGCAGAUCCUACAGCAGCUCAUUUUAAAUAUCAUGAUGAUCCGUACCUUAUACCGAUGUCAAACAACAAUAAGAGAAUUUACUCACUAGCUCAAGAAUCUGGUCGAAAAGCAGCCCGAUGGAUAAGAGACGAGAACCCUGAACUUUUUCAGCACAGAGAAGCUGAGCCACCAAUCGAGGUGUUUUUCCCUAAAGCUCAAUACGAUGAAACCGAUGAUUUGGACAAUGAAAUUCUGUACAAAAUAAUUAAAAGUCCUUCGGUCAACGAUGCUGUAACAGUUUAUAAUAUUAUGAAAAAUAGAGGAGAUGAAAUAAGCGAUGAAAAUAAACAAGCGUUACUAGAAUUGCUUUGUUUUUUCAACGAAACUGAAGAAUUUUGUCCCGAUUUUAUCGAAGAAAAAUGGUUUGCUCAAUCGAAUAAAGACAGUAACGCUGUUAAGAAAACAUGGAAAGAUAAUGGUUUGGCUAUGAAACUAUUCGAAGAAUUACCCGAAUCUAGUGAAAAAUAUUCCGCAAUAAUACGAGGAAUGGUUAAAUAUUUCGAGAUUGAGAAAGCAUAUCAAUAUUUUGCUUUAGCUGAAGAAAAAAAAUUGGUGCUGUCGACAGAUGCAUAUAAUGCGUUGCUAACUGUUGCUACGUACCGAGCUGAUGGAGGUUCUCAACGAUGGCAAAUCAUUGAGAACAUUCUCACAACCAUGAAUGAUUACGGAUUGAAGCCAAAUGUUCAUACAUUGAAUGCAGUGCUUCAGAGUUUAGUUCGCAUGCCUAAUUUCCCAGACACUAAGAGGUUCGCCCUAAAAAUGAUAGCAGAAGUGAAACAGUUCGAUGUUCUGCCAAGUUUAGCAUCGUAUGCUCAUCUUCUAAGAAUCUGUUAUAACGAAAGAGGCCAACAAUUAAAUGUCAUCGAAGACAUACUAGAUGAUUUGGAAAGCAGAGAAAUGAAAAUCCAGGAUCCACUGGACACGACAUUUUUCCCUUUGGUGAUGGAGAAAUGUCGAUACAUGAUACGUGACAAAGAAGUAGCUCAUAGAAUAAACAGAUUGCUUUGGAAAGGCGAUAAUUAUAAUUUCAUCGGAACUUCGUUCAAAGAAUCGCAAUAUUAUCGAAACUACUUCCACUUGUUGUUCCACACGGAAAGUGUAGAAGAUAUAAUGCGCAUUUAUGAUUAUUUAGUACCUCAUAUUUACACUCCAGAACUAAAUGUUAUCGAAGAAUUGAUAAAAACUAUUACGAUGAACGGUGCAAUAGAUCUAUACAAACGUAUAUGGACAGAUAUGGUGCAAUUUGAAAUUUACGACAGACCUCAGUUAUUGUCAACUCUUCUAGAAGGUAUGGUAUUGAAUCGUGUUCCAUAUACCGAACCACCAUCGGAAACUGCGAUCGUACUAUCGGAUAUUGCGUGGUCCGUUUAUCAAAAAGCUGAACUAAAAUCUCAACAGCGUCAAAUACCCGUUGAGUGGACCGGUAAAAUGCUCGGUGAAGCUAUUCUUCUACUUCUACAUGGAAAUGCCUUUGACAAAGCUACAGAAGUAUUUAAAAAAUUGAUUCAAGAUGAAAACCACAUCGUCGGUGUACCGGACCCGGAAGUUUUAUCCUUAUAUAUGGAUCAUUGUGUGAAAAAUAAAAAUGUCAAACAAGCUAUGGAAUGCGUAACGUAUAGUGCAAAUAAUGGUUACGGCGAAACCGAAAAUUUAGCUAAGAAGAUAAUUGAAGGCAUGACCCUUAGUCCAGCUGUUCAAUCGCAUCUGGCUGCAAUGGUUGGAAGUCACAUAUUCAAAGAUGACCAAGAAGAGGUAUCGGAGCAACAGGAGUCGGUUUGAUUUUAGUACAUGUUCUUGAACAAUGUUAUUUUUGUAUUAGUUUUCGUGAGGAAAAUCGACGAAUAAAAUAUGUUUUCCUAAAAA